CACGUCUCAAGUCGAUCUCACAAACUCAAGCUCUAGAGAGAGAGAGAGAGAGAGAGAGAGGAUGAGGCUGGUGGCGGCGAUUGCGGUGGCGGUGUUAGCGGCGGCGGCGCUACUCACCGGAGAAGCAGUGUGGCUGGACUUGCCGGGGGAGGGGACCAAGUGCGUGGCGGAGGACAUCCGGAGUAACGUGGUGGUUAUGGCGGACUACUACGUCAUCCACGAGGAGGAGCACGUCGCCGGCAACGCCGCACUUCCCGCCAUCUCCGUCAAGGUGACAUCACCAUUUGGAAGGAGUCUCCACCAUGAAGAGAAGGUGACACAUGGUCAAUUUGCAUUCACAACAACUGAGUCUGGUGACCACUUGGUCUGCUUUUGGAUGGCCACUCCCACCACCACUACUAGUCACAACAAGGCUGCAACUGUGGGCAUUGAUAUCAAAGUUGGGAUUGCAGCCAAGGAUUGGGACUCCAUUGCAAAGAAAGAAAAAACUCAAGGGCUCGAACUUGAGUUGAUGAAGCUUGAAGGUCUCGUGCAAGCCAUACACGAGAAUUUGGCUUAUCUGAAAAUUCGGGAAGGAGAGAUGAGGGAGGUGAGUGAGAGGACGAAUGAGAGAGUGGCAUGGUUCAGCAUUUUGUCUCUCGCUCUUUGCAUUCUCAUUUCCCUUCUCCAAACAUGCCAUAUUAAGCGCUUCUUCCGCAACAAAAAACUCUUAUAAUAAUUAGCUUUACAUUGGAAUUGUUUCCACCAUUACAAUUUGUGUGUAAUUAGAUUUUUCUAAUCAUUAUAAGAAGUUUCUGUUAAUGUUUUUUUUAUAAAUAUUACAGAGUAUUUCAUUUACUUCCUCACUUGUUGUGAUAUAAUAUUAAUAGAUCAUUUCUCUUAUG
This is a messenger RNA of Cuscuta campestris, 884 nucleotides long. The record is from the annotation of a GenBank genome assembly. NCBI's taxonomy places the organism in Eukaryota, Viridiplantae, Streptophyta, Magnoliopsida, Solanales, Convolvulaceae.